AUGCCUUCUUUGGACGUACUACAUCAGCCGACCUCCUCGGAAGGCAACGCUACAAGAGCAGAACAAGUACUUUGCAAGGUGUCUGGAACUCUUAGCCGAGAAGAUAGUAAAGAUGGAACCAACCUUAUUGUACCGUCCUCAAACAGUAAAUCUCACAUAUUCGAAACGAAAAGGGAAAAUAUUGAGGUUCAUGUUUGGUGUGUCGAUUCGUUGCAGAAAGGAAGUGCCAGCAUCGAGAAAUCGGUACCAUGGGAGACGUUACGUGGACAACGGAAAUCCUGA
Entrophospora candida is the source of this 282-nucleotide messenger RNA. Lineage: Eukaryota; Fungi; Glomeromycota; Glomeromycetes; Entrophosporales; Entrophosporaceae. The record is from the annotation of a GenBank genome assembly.